AAACAGGCAGUCCCCAAGCACCAAAGCACAAGCAAAGCAGGCAAGCAAGCAGGCGACAUUGAGGCAAGCAACGGCUUCUGACUGUCAUCUACCCGGCCCGGUGCAAUUUUUCUAAAAGUCACCAAGUUCAGCUCAGAUCGAGGACAGUCCUGGCUCCAGCAGGCCUGCCUCCAGCCAUCACCUCUUUGCCAAUGAGCCUCGUGCCCUUUCAGCUUGCAUAAGGGCUGCCUUCAUUUUCCCCCUUCCCGCCAGCCAGCUCAUUCCACACGGCCCAAAACUGUUGCUGCCCCUACCACUACCACCACCCUCACUCACGACGGCCCAACCCCAGUGUGCAUUGCAUUUUGUGCCUGCAUGCACGUGCGCACACACCCCUCCACGUCUCCAGGCGGCCCAAGGUCCAAGGCCCAACAUCCAAGGCGCGUUUUGCCUGCCUGAGCACACACCCGUGCCCGCUGCUGCCGCUGCCUCUGCCGCUAUGCCUGACGAUGACCAGCCUCAAGCUGUCAGUGGUGACGUCCCAGAGCCUGAGCCUGAGCCUGAGCCUGAGCCUGAGCCUGAGCCAACCCCAGCCCCCGAGCCGUCCCCCCAGGAUGUUGAUUUCGUCACCUUGGGAAUGUUUAUCAUUGGUAUGUUAUGUGCACCAUGUGCCUGUGUAUAUUUUGUCUCGCUCUCUCUUUCCGCUCUCACAGCCUGCCUUUGUCAGCCUGACUUGGUCACACAUCUCCUGCUUGUGUUUCGUGUUUCGGCCUGAUUGAUUGAUUGAUCGAACGAGUGAUGGCCUGCUUGCUGCUGCUGCUGUCCAACCUCCCAUGUUCACCAUGCUUUCCUUUCCUUGCUUUCCCUUCCCUUCCCUUCUGUCCCUUUUCCUUUGCUCUGCUGUCCAUACCUCCUGCGCCUCACAUGCCUCUUAUGCUCUUCUUCCUGGCUCAGCCAGAGAGUAGCUUUUGCCUCUUUCUCAAGGCCAAGUCCUCCUACCCAUCUAUCCCCGUACUAUCGGGAUGUCAUCUCCUGUUCUGAGCGAUACCACCAUGCUGCAUGCCGCCCUCAGCCUGGUUGCCUUCCUCUCAUAUCUAUGUCACUACUACCUCGCAAAACCCUAUCCUUCUUGGCUGCUGGGCCCCUUCCGGUCCCGGGAUCCAGAACAUGACCACACCAAAACAGAAGCUGACCCCCAACAUGAAGACGACAUCGAGUAUAUAGCCCCCAAGCCUCCCCAGAAGGACGUUUUAGGUGGUGCCGGCUCCUAUGCCGCCCUUGGCGCCCGCCUCUUCUCCCCAGGGCCCAUCCAGUCAAAGUCCGUUGGGUGGAUAGUUGACCAGGGCUCCGACUUUCCCCCAGCCAUAACGACCCUCAUCGAUAGCUGGGAAACGGCCGCACUUGUGCGCCAUGACCCUGACAGGAAGUGUACUCGCGGAUGGAACGGAUAUGUGGACGAUAACGAGACCAGAGCCUUCAAGUACACUACGCCUAAGAAGCGUCUAGUGGCCUCCGACUUGAGCGGCUCGCCGCUGCUGCAAGCACGUUCCUUCCACAUCAUCUGCAGUCCCUCGAGGUGUCGGGAGCUGGUUACAGAGCUGCUGACCCUGCGGAAGGAAGAGGCCCCGCCCGAGGACGACGAGGGUCGUGGGGGUUACUCGAGGCCUAUCAUCAUCUGGGAGCCAGUACCUGACCUUUGCACGCCUGACGAGCUUCUCAACCUGACCAACUGCCUGCCCCUCGUGGACGUCUGCAGUCCAAACCACUCGGAGCUUGCUGGCUUCAUGGGCGACACUGGUAUCGACCCCGAGACAGGCGAGAUCAGCACCGUCGCCGUCGAGCAGGCCUGCGAACAGCUCCUCGGCUCCAUGCCCCUUUCGAGCUUCACUCUCGUGGUGAGGGCCGGCGAGAAGGGCUGCUAUAUUGCCAAGAAUGGCGGCCGCAAGAACUCGAAGAAAAGUGGUUCGAAGCAGCGGAAGAAGGUCCAUGCCGCACACGGCGGCCUACAACCUGACACCGACAUGAUGAGUCUCUUCGCAGGCCUUCUGCAGCAGUCCGCCACCGGUGAGGACGGCGGCGACGAGGACGGGACCGCUACCUUCAGCUUCAUCCAGGACGAACUCGACGAGGUGGACAUCGACCCUGGCCUGGACAAGUGGGUGCCCGCCUUCUUCACCAAAGAGGAUGCUGCUGCGGGGAGGGUCGUGGAUCCCACCGGCGGCGGGAACACCUUCCUCGGCGGCCUGGCCGUUGCGCUGGCGAGAGGUAAGGCCAUGGAGGAGGCCGCGUGCUGGGGUAGCAUAGCCGCAAGCUUCGCCAUCGAGCAGGUUGGCGUCCCUGAGCUGGGGAAGAAUGAAGAGGGCGAGGAGACGUGGAACGGCGACCGAGUGCAGGACAGGCUGGAGGCUUUACAAGCACGCCUUGAGCUACCGGCGGAGUAACGUUCCUUGUGAGCGUGACGGGAAGUGGGAGGGUAGGAAGCGGAAG
Diaporthe batatas is the source of this 2466-nucleotide messenger RNA. RefSeq lists its product as uncharacterized. NCBI's taxonomy places the organism in Eukaryota, Fungi, Ascomycota, Sordariomycetes, Diaporthales, Diaporthaceae. The coding region runs from base 1002 to 2420 and encodes 472 amino acids. The transcript has 2 exons. The record is from RefSeq and is a predicted model, not a curated record.